GCUUCUCCACACCUUAAAUAGUCUAGUUAGGUUUAACUAUACCACGCUGUGAUCGGGUUAUUAACUUAUUCUACACGGCCGGUAUCUCUAAUCGGCUCCAUCUGUAAGCUAGAAUGUAUGGCCUAUGCUGUAUUUCACAUGGGGAUCAUAACGUCUCUGAGCGAGGUCCUCCAACCCAAUAGUAUUCUCACAAUUACUAACGAGAUAGUUGCGAACCAUGGCUCAUCUUGAAGCUAUCGCGUCUGAGGUAUCGUUGUAUCCGUAUAGCAAUGGGAAGAGGACAGGUAGCCGUGUUAAGUUCCCGGACACCGCGGCAUUCUCGUCGAUGAACAAGCCCUCACGUUUUGAGGGGGACAUAAUCAAUCUUGAAGUUACAGGCGAGAUCCCUCGCGAUAUCAACGGGACUUUCUAUCGUGUGCAGCCGGACCAUCGAUUUCCGCCAAUAUUUGAAGAUGAUAUUCAUUUCAAUGGUGAUGGCAGCGUCACAGCUAUCCGCAUCAAAGACGGACACGCCGACUUUAAACAGCGAUAUGUGCGAACAGAUAAGUUUCUAAAGGAGGAAGAGGCACGACAGAGCCUAUUUGGUCGGUACCGGAAUCCAUACACGGACAACGAAAGCGUCAAAGGCGUGAUCCGCACCGUCAGUAAUACUAACGUCACGUUCUGGCGAGGCAUGCUACUGGCAAGCAAGGAGGACGGCCCGCCAUUCGCCAUGGACCCCGUCACGCUGGAGACCAUCGGACGAUACGACUUCGAGGGCCAGAUCACGGCCCCGACAUUCACAGCACACCCUAAGUUCGACCCGGACACCGGCGAGAUGCUAUGUUUUGCGUACGAGGCCGGGACUGACGGCUCUGACUGUGAAGCCGACGUUGUGACCUGGACUAUCAACGCCGACGGCCAAAAGACCGAGGAAUUGUGGUUCAAGGCACCAUUCGCCGGCAUGAUACACGACUGUGGUGUCUCGAAGAACUACACGGUGCUCCCGCUCACACCGCUCAAGAUGUCCCUUGAGCGCCUUAAGGCCGGCGGAAAUAAAUUCGCGUGGGACCCGAAUGAGGAUCAGGUCUACGGCAUUGUACCGAGGCGCGGUGGCAAGCCAUCGGAUGUAAAGUGGUUCCGAGCUGACAACGGAUUCCACGGGCACGUCGCCGGGUGCUACGAGAACGAAGACGGACACAUCGUCUUCGACCUUACAGUCGCCGACGGCAACGUAUUCUUCUGGUUCCCUCCCUCCGGCGAGAACCCCGAUCUAGCAGGGCGACAGCGCCUAAGCAGCCCAACAUGUCGAUGGGUCUUCGACCCGAAAGCCAAGUCCGGCACGCGCGUCAAGGCGUCUAUCGAAUGGACCACGAACGGCGAGUUCUCGCGCAUCGACGACCGCUACGUAACCAAGAAGUACGAGCACUUCUGGCAGCUCCGCGUCGACCCCACGCGGCCCUACGACUUCGCGCGCUGCGGGCCCCCAGCGGGCGGACUGUUCAACUGCAUGGCGCACUACACAUGGGACGCUACCGACGAGGGCAAGAUCGGCAGAGAAGACGUGUAUUUCGCGGGGCCGGCCGCGACGUUCCAGGAGCCGGUGUUCAUCCCCAGGGACGGCGGCGGGGAAGGCGAGGGGUACCUAGCCGCGCUGAAGAAUAACCUCGACGAGCUGCGCAACGACGUGGUGAUCUGGGAUGCGCUGGACUUGGCGAAGGGGCCGCUGGCGACGCUGCACUUGCCGCUGAGACUGAGGUUGGGGUUCCAUGGGAAUUUCGUGGAUCAUCGCGAUAUUGAGGCGUGGCAGGAGCGUCGAAAGGGAGAGCUGGGGCCUGUGCGGCCGGCGAAGGAGCCGCUGCCGUGGCAGAAGGCGUUUGUAGCGAAUGGGAAUGGGGAUGAUGUGAAUGGUGUGACGAAUGGUUAUGGGUCUUCAUAGGGCUCUUGGUGUAUACUUGUUACGACAAAUUGGAGUUUUCUUAUGGCCAUAUAUAUCAGCUUGGAUGUCAAGAUGUUCCUUGGGUGGUAUCAAUCGAGUGAUGCUACGUUGGGCACAUAAUCUCUUUAGGUGCUAAUUGGGUAGGUAUAGUACAAGACCCUUUGAACAUCAUUGGCCAAAGUUACCCAUCUAAUUCCUUAAAGAGUAUAUACUGCGUCUUUACUGGGUUCUGAUUCGUCGGUCCUAUCGG
Molecule: messenger RNA, 2168 nt
Organism: Daldinia loculata
Lineage: Eukaryota; Fungi; Ascomycota; Sordariomycetes; Xylariales; Hypoxylaceae
Product: carotenoid oxygenase
Exons: 5
Coding region: 218-1918 (566 amino acids)
Biological process (GO): carotene catabolic process
Molecular function (GO): carotenoid dioxygenase activity
Source: RefSeq, a predicted model, not a curated record